Molecule: messenger RNA, 1282 nt
Organism: Sinocyclocheilus anshuiensis
Lineage: Eukaryota; Metazoa; Chordata; Actinopteri; Cypriniformes; Cyprinidae
Exons: 5
Coding region: 74-880 (268 amino acids)
Biological process (GO): generation of catalytic spliceosome for second transesterification step
Source: RefSeq, a predicted model, not a curated record
GUAAAGCAACAACAACAAGAAGAAGAAGAAAUACCGUGUCACGUGACCCCGUGUUGAUGGAAAUGAUUCAGGAAUGGCGAGAAACGAAGAGAAGCAGUGUGGCAGACUCAACAGACUGUGGCUCCAGAAAGAGAGAGAGGAGGGUCGCAUUAAAGAUGUCCACGUGUCAAGGCCAAAGCUUGCAACGUUAAACUCAGUGGCAGCAGUGAAGAAGUGGAUGCCGAGCAUCAAGAAGGAGAUAGAGUACUGUCUGCAGCAGUCGCAGUUAUCUCACUACCCAGAGAGGAAGAUAGAUGAGUUCCGUCAGCAUAUUGAGGAACUGGAGACCGAAUACAAACGUUACCUGAAGAAACUACGCUCCCUGGACCCUACCUGCAAACACAAGCCUUGGGAACCUCGAGCAUAUGCCAAGAGGAGGCAGGAUCCAGGCAGCAAUCAAAACACCUCUAAAAAACUGUGCCUCCACAGCCCAAGCGGCCCCAGCAGAGAAGAAGAGGAUGUUAAUGAGGACACCAACCCAGAGGAAGCAGGAAACCGCACAUCUCACAGUAAUAUACAAGAACUACCCACCCCAUCAGCUCCUGCUACCACCAGAGCCUCAGACCUCCCAGACCAGGACCACCCGUUGUGCUUCGAUCAGUCCCGACUUGCUGUGGCGGUGGCCAGUUCACGUGUGGCUCUCGCCGGGCAGCAGCAGGACACGGGUACACUGACACGAGUGCUACUCACCGGCCUGCCCAACCUCCACAGCCUCCCGCUAGCACAGACAGCAGCAAAAGAAGCUACACGUCAGCCAUCCAGUGCUGAAACAGCCCAGAGUAAAAGUGAACAUUUACUGGGACUCGGCUGCUACUCGUCGUCCUCAGAUGAAGAGAUAUAGUUGAGUGAAAUGCAUUUAGACUUCAGUUUGUGAAAUUAUUAAAUAUCAUUAUGCUCAUUAGCUGAUGAAACAUUCCUUAUAGUUUUUUUUUAUUAUUAUUAUGUUUUCCGUGAAAUACAUGGUUCUGCACAUUUAAAGGGACAGUUCAUCCAAAAAUGUAAAUUGUCAUCAUUUACUCACCCUCGUGUCGUUCCAAACCCAUAAGACUUUAGAUAAUCUUCGAAAACACUAAUGAGGAUAUUUUUAAUGAAAUCUGAAAGGUUUCUGUCCCUCCAUUGAAAAUCCAGGUAACCAAAACUGGAAUCGACCGGCUUAAUUCAAGUCUUUUUAUUGUUGGAACAGAUUUAUUUGCACACACAAGAACCAGUGAGGUUUGUUUUAGCAUGUGACACACAAAAGUCC